Mycotypha africana is the source of this 1849-nucleotide messenger RNA. RefSeq lists its product as uncharacterized. The record is from RefSeq and is a predicted model, not a curated record. The transcript has 4 exons. NCBI's taxonomy places the organism in Eukaryota, Fungi, Mucoromycota, Mucoromycetes, Mucorales, Mycotyphaceae. Bases 301 to 1590 code for a protein of 429 amino acids.
CUAAUCUUACAAUUUGUGUCACAUUGCCGUAUCAAUGUUUAUGCUCCCUCCCUUUUAAGAAGCACGAAAAAUCUCCCUCUCAAAUCUGACAUUGUCGAGUUUAUCACGUUUACAUAAAUACAUAUCAUAUGCCCACCCAAAAAAGAAAAAGAGCUCCUCACAUAACCUCCUGCUUUCUUGCUUUGAUUCCGUGAUAGGAAUUUUGCUCGUGUGCAAAUGUUUGUGCUCGUUGAUUUCAAAGAAAGAAAAAAAAUAUAGGUCAUUGAACCUGCUACAACCAACGAUACUCCUGCUACUAACAUGGAAAACAAACAGAUAGAUCACGCCCAGCAUUCACAAGAACAGCAACCACAACAACAAAAUGAAAAAGUAUCCACAGCUGUGGUUGAUAAUACCACAGCUGACCCUACUGAUCUUCUCAAUGAUACCAAGGCUGUUGACGGUGAUACCAAAGAGGACGUUACUGCCACCUCUUCUACUGCUGCUGCAACAGAGGCUAGACCUCCUUCUUCUCCAAAGCGCCGCCUUUUCGCUAAUCCAUUUGGGAAAUCAAAGAAGGAAGAGGCCACUACGACUGUAGCAUCCGAUAAGGAAGUUGCCGUUGCUGCUGAUGCUGGUGCUUCACAAGCCCAACCUACCAAGUCGACAAGUACUGGUAGCAAAAAAGAAGAUGAAGAAAAGACUGCUUCAAAAAAGCUAAACAUUGGUUUUGGAACUCUUUUCUCUAGAUCAAAGCUUUCACAAAAGCAGGAAGAAUCUGUACAAGUUAAAGAUACUGCUGCUACAACUACUACAACCAAUGCUACUGAUAAUGAGCCUGUCAUUUCAACUGAGUUACCCAAGAUUGAACAGUUGCAACCUAUUGAAACGGACAUCAAGGUGAAGGAAGAAGGAGAAAGCAACAGCAGUAAGGAAGACAAAAAGGUAGAGCAAGCUGUCAAGGAAUCAGCAACUGAUAUUGUUGAAUCCGUAACUGCUGAGAUUAAUGAGGCUGCUAAGGAAGCCGAAGACACUGUUGCUGAACAAUUGAAUGCUGCUCAUGCCAAACGUCAAUCCUUUAUCAAGCGUCUGUUUGGUAAAAAAAAACCAGAGUCUUCCUCAACCCCUACUACUGAAUCUGAAAAUAACACGGAUGAGGUUCUGGAAGCUGCUCUUGCUGAACAACAAGGUAUUACUGAAGGUACGGAGGGACCAAAGAAAGAUUCAUCAGCUGAUGAUGAUAAUAAUGCUGCUGCUGUUACUCCUGCUGUAUCCACUUCUCGCCCCUCUUCUCCUCUCGGUAGAUUAACAGAAUUGUUUUCCUCAAAGAAGCUUAAAAAGGCAAAGGAAACCACUACUGCUGCUGCUACUACUUCUGCUACUGCUACUGCUACCGCCGCUGGUGCUGACACUGCUGCUAACGAAGACAGCCACAAACAACAAGAAGAAGAAGCUAGUGCUACUGCUGCUGCUGCUGCAAAAGAUAGUAAAGAAGAGACCCAUGAAGCGGACGAAACCGAAAAAGAUAUGAAUAAGAAGGAAGGAAGCGAACCUAAUGCUACCGAUAUGGCAGCUGCUUCUACCCCUGCUGCUGUCGUUGUAUCUGCAUAAAGAAGUUAUGAUGUUUGAUUCAUAUGUAAGCUUCUCUCAAUCACGCAACCAUCUUCUUUCUUCCUACUUUUUUAACAGUCCCGUGCUAACUAAUCUCUAAUCGAAAAAUGUAUAACUUUCUUUUUUCUUCUCUUGCUCAUCUAUCUCCCUCUUCACUCACUCACUUAGUUUCUUACUACUAUUACUAAUACUAUUAUUAUAGCGUACAUAAAUCCUUGAAAGAAGACAUAUUCUUAAUUUCUUAGCAAAUUUGUCACUA